Messenger RNA from Microthlaspi erraticum, 534 nucleotides. The record is from the annotation of a GenBank genome assembly. NCBI's taxonomy places the organism in Eukaryota, Viridiplantae, Streptophyta, Magnoliopsida, Brassicales, Brassicaceae.
AUGGCUAUCAUUCAUCACAUCAUCCUCGUGGCACUUCUUGUCAUCUCCGUCGCCGCCGUCUCUAUGCCGUCGAAAUUAAAACCCACACAAACCGUUCCUGCAGUCUCUGCGGCGGCUAAAGCAUUCACCGACGCGCACAACAAGGCCAGAGCCAUGGUCGGUGUUUCGCCUCUAGCUUGGAGCCUCACGCUCGAGGCGGCGGCGAGUCGGCUGGCUCGUUACCAGAGGAACCAGAAGAAGUGUGAGUUCGCGAGUCUCAACCCUGGAAAAUACGGCGCGAACCAGCUUUGGGCGAAGGGUUUGGCCGUGCCGCCGUCUCUCGCGGUGGAGACUUGGGUGAAGGAGAAACCUUUCUACGAUUACAAGGCUGACUCGUGUGCUGCGAACCACACGUGCGGGGUCUAUAAACAAGUCGUGUGGAGGAACUCCAAGGAGCUCGGCUGUGCUCAAGCCACGUGUGCUAACGAGUCAACGGUUUUGACCAUUUGUUUUUAUAAUCCUCCGGGGAAUAUAAUUGGCCAAAAGCCAUACUAG